This is a messenger RNA of Pyricularia grisea, 786 nucleotides long. RefSeq lists its product as uncharacterized. The coding region runs from base 1 to 786 and encodes 261 amino acids. The record is from RefSeq and is a predicted model, not a curated record. NCBI's taxonomy places the organism in Eukaryota, Fungi, Ascomycota, Sordariomycetes, Magnaporthales, Pyriculariaceae. The transcript has a single exon.
AUGCCACACACAUCAACUGUAACCCAGGCCAACGGCGUUCUAGACACAGCAAAAGGCGCAGACGCAUAUGGCAAGAGGAACUUGAAAACCUACAACACCCUGGUCUUUGGGGUCGUAACGCCCUACGGCUGGAAGUGUUCGGCUGAGAAGCUGACCGCAUUUUUCAACCGCAACAUAUUCUCCGCCGCCGAGGCCUACAAAUCUAGCCCAGAAAGUGCACAACGCACCCGUGUCCUCGACAUUGGGGUUGGAACGGGAUAUUUUCCCUCCAGAGCCUCGCUCCCGAAAUGGACCGAAUAUGUCCUAGUCGACUUGAACGAAACUUGUAUGCAGGUUACCCUACCCGUUAUCCAAAAGGCACACCCAGAAAUCGCUGGAGAUAUAAAGUGUGUCGUCGGCGAUUUUCUCGCCCAGGGGGAUGAUCCCAAAAGCCUUUUCGCCAAGGGGGGCGGUUUGCCCGAGGGCGGCUUUGACGCCAUAUCCCUCAUGUUUCUUCUCCAUUGCUUGCCUGGUCCGCCCUCACGCAAGGCUGAGGCGUUGGGACGUAUGGGCCGCCUUCUGAGGCCUGGAGGAGUUGUAUUUGGGGCUACUAUCUUGGGAAAAGGUGUGAGCCAUAAUCCAUUGGGGUACCUUGUACUAUGGUUGAACAACUACCUCGGGGUAUUUGACAACUACGAAAAUGAUGCUGUAUCGUUUCUUUUACCUCUUCAGAAAAAGUUUGAAGAUGUUCGCUAUGAAGUCGUGGGCUGCAUGCUUCUUUUUGAGGCCAGGCAGCCUCGAUUUUAG